AUGACGCGCUACCUACCCGAGUCGAGCAUCCUCAAGCCGAAAGACCCGACGUUAGUCGAGGACGACUGGCCUAUUUUUGUGCUUUCGGACGCCAUUGUAUACCGACCGGAUGGCGUGACCUUGGCCAACGCCGUCCUGGUCGCGCAGGAGGGACCUUGCAUUGUGCGGGGACGACUCGAGGUCGACGACAAGGAGGACAUCCAAUAUCUCGUCAAGCCGACUGUACGGACGGCCAACAUCGAGGCCAGAGGCAUCGAGAACUACUCCAUCGGAGACGACCCGCAGGGUGUCGUCUGGCUGGCAUCGUCGGCCGGCUGGUUCGAAAUCAACCCACAUCCUUCGUACGAGCGCAUCUACCGAUCAAUGUGCGACAUGACCGUGCUCUACUACAUUCUGCUCGGGGUCUAUAUCAAGGCGUGCGAGGGCGCCGACUCGAAGAGCAAGCAUAGAAUACUUGCCACUCUCGACAUCAAGGAAAUUCUGUUCGAGUACGCCGUGGCCCUCGGCAACGGCACUACAUACGAGGAGGCCGUCGAUAUGUGCGUGCAGCUGGGCCCAAUGCUGCUAGCGCACUUUGCUAGAUCCAAGGACCUGGACUGGGUCAAGUCCAGCUUCGCCAAGUGGCUGGUCAAGGAGCUCAAGGACAGGGAGCGGUCAGCGAGGAGCUCAAGCCGUAGCGAGUCUGCGGCUCCGGUGCCAUCGCAUUCUCAGGCCGAGACGCAAGCGCUUCGACCUGGCACCACCCCCGUGCCGCCGCCGCAGUUACCGUCUGCACCAUCAGCACAAGCCGCCACUCCAGGCUUGUCUCAGCAACUGCCGUUCCGUGCUCCGCCCGGCGUGGCGGCAAACGGAAAUGGAGGAUCGUCCCAGGCAUCACCCGUGCCGUUACCAACGUAUGCGAGUCGCGAACAGUCGGGGUCGGGGUCGCCGGCCAGCGCUGUACAGUCAGCCGUGCCCAGCGAGCUGCGGGACAGUGUGUUCAAGGUGUAUCUCGAGAUUAUCGAAGCGAUUGGCGCAGCGCACGGCGAUCCAAGGAAAAUCUCUGUCGGAAAGGUGCACUACGGGGUGUUUACCAAAUUCAAGGUCCGUAACUACAACCUGGGCAAACAUCUCUCCGCGCUCUUCAGCAGUGAGCUGCUUGCGUCACUAAGCGACAGCUGGCAUGGCAGCCCCUACGAGGCGUGGUUGACGUCCAAAGAGGCCCUCGAGUUUACGCCGACGUCAGCCACGUUCCUGGCCGACGUGCCCAACCAGCUUGUCCGGCGUGCCCACCAAGCCCCUAGUGCGACGAGCUCGGCGUCCACAGCCCCUUCCUCUGCAAAGGGCCCUUCAACACCGCAGACAAAUUCGCCGGUGCUGCCCUCGCCGCGCAUUUCGGGCAAGCGCGCCGUGUUGCGGCUGCCAACCGUCUCCAAGAAGCGUCGCUUUGAAGGUGCUUUUGGCGAGGGCCGUCCAUCCAGUGCCGAUAACGGUGAUAGUGCCGACGCGGCAUCGGCAGCCUCGCGUGGCGGCACGCCGCGGCCGGUCGGACGGCCGCGCAAGACAGCCAAAAACAACCAUGACGGCGACAGGGCUGCACGGCAUCCGUCGUCCCAAGCCAUGCAAGUUGAUAUCAGCAGCGACGACGACAGCAGUAGCAGCGACGACAACAGCGCCGGAGACUCCGACAGUGAACGCCGGAAGAAAGAAACCAUACUGGCCGUACGCGCCGAGCCUCUGCUGAUCUCGACCAGACCGACUGGGCCCAACCGGACGUGGACCUGCCCGCAGCCGGGCUGCAUCUAUUUUGUCCGCGACGCCGGCACGCCAGACCUGUCCGACAACAGUGACGAAGACGACAACGACGACGGCGACGACGACAAUGCAAAGGCCGCUCGCAACCGCAUCAAAGAGCACCUGCGCAGUCACGAGAAGGAGAUGCUGAGCCGCGUCGACCUGGCGAUCACGGAAGGCACGCGUGGGCACGUAUCGGUUGACCACCUACUCGAGAAGAUUCGCACGCUGGCAGAUAAGAACAACCAGCGGACAGCAGCGGCCUCCACUGCAUCUAGUACAGCUGUAACGCCGACAGCUGUCACAUCGGGCACGAGUUGGCGGUCGCGGUUCUUCUACUAA
Messenger RNA from Sporothrix brasiliensis 5110, 2115 nucleotides. RefSeq lists its product as uncharacterized. The transcript has 2 exons. Bases 1 to 2115 code for a protein of 704 amino acids. The record is from RefSeq and is a predicted model, not a curated record. NCBI's taxonomy places the organism in Eukaryota, Fungi, Ascomycota, Sordariomycetes, Ophiostomatales, Ophiostomataceae.